AUGAACCCAAAUCCCACACGACCCCAAGCCCGUUUUUUGCGACUGCUGCCCACGCGACACCCGGCACACCACCCCGACUCCCUCCCCGGCAUCUGGCUCGGCCCCGGCAUCGCAAUCGCCAGACGUCCAUCGCCAUCGCUCUGUCGCUUUUUCCCUGUCCCUCCGCGACCGGCCCAGGCGCGCGCGCCCGCUCUCACCACCCCAGGAAUUUGUGGCGCUUCAGGCUGGGUGGUCAUCCCGAUCGCCAAUCCUCCGACGUCACCCUGCUGCCGCCGCAAUCUCGCCGCAUCGCCGCAAUCGCCAUCUCGCCCUCACCCGACCGACCGACCGCCUAGUCCCAAUUGUGCGCCCAUCUCCACGGGCGCCCGCACGCCAGAGAAGGUGGCGGCACUCACCCUCAUCAGCCAGGCCGAAACCGAGCUCUCCCUCCAGCAGCAUCUGGAUCUCGCGCCUGAUCUACUCAACUACACCCGGGUCGUCUCCGAGGGGGACCCCGAACCCGUGAUGAUGGCACACUCGGUGCCUCAUCAGUCAACCGAUAGGAAACGUGUUAAGGUCUACGAACUUCGUAACAAUGACUGGUUCGACCGCGGCACCGGCUUUUGCACGGCCACGUACAUCCCGGUCGACGACGGGCAGAGUAAGGAACCCCGGGUCAUUGUGGAAUCUGAAGAUCAUCCCGACAGGCUUCUGCUCGAGACACGUAUCUGCAGAGAAGAUGGCUUUCAAAAGCAGCAAGAUACCCUGAUUGUUUGGACUGAGCCCAGCAAUGGCGUGGACAUGGCAUUGAGCUUCCAAGAAGCCGAAGGAUGCAGCUUGAUAUGGAAAUUCAUAAGUAGCAUCCAGCAGUCUUUCCAGACGAGUAUGGCGGGCCAAGAUGACAGUCUCUCUGACGACUUGGCCAUGGAUAUGCCCACAACCAUAUCCCUGCCUCCUGCCGACCUGAACAACCUUCAGGAAUUGGACAACAACAUGCGGAUUAUGAGCUCGUCUGCCGGCGGCCGGGAUGCACUCGCCAAGUACAUCAUGAACGAAGAUUACAUCAGGAAACUCAUUCCUCUUGUCGAGAUGGCCGAAGACCUGGAGAGCCUCGGCGAUUUGCAUCACCUAUGCAACAUCAUGAAGACUAUCCUCUUGCUGAACGACACCGGAACCAUCGAGCACGCCGUGUCGGACGACUGCGUGCUGGGCGUGGUGGGUGCAUUGGAAUACGACCCCGACUUUCCGAGUCACAAGGCGAAUCACCGGCAAUGGCUGAAUAACCAAGGGAGGUACAAAGAAGUUGUCCGAAUCCAGGACGACAUCAUUCGAAGAAAGAUUCACCAGACAUACCGGUUACAGUACCUGAAGGAUGUCGUCUUGGCGCGCAUCCUCGACGAUCCCACCUUUUCCGUGCUCAAUUCCCUCAUCUUCUUCAACCAGGUGGAUAUUGUACAGCAUCUUCAAGCCAACGUCGGAUUCCUGAACGAUCUUUUUGGCAUUUUCAUCGACCCUGGGGAGGAGCUCUUGCGGAAAAAGGAGGCAGUCCUGUUUAUUCAGCAGUGCUGCGCAAUCGCCAAGAACCUCCAGCCACCAGCACGCCUCACACUCUACAACAACUUCUUGUCCCAUGGUCUUUUGCAGGUCAUCAAUUUCGGGCUGCGGAAUCUUGAUGUCGCUGCUCGGGUCGGCGCGACGGACAUUCUGGUCUCCAUGAUCGAUCAUGACCCCCAGAUGAUCCGGCAGACAAUGUACCGGCAACUGCAGGAGAAACAACCACCUCUCACCGACACACUCAUCGAUCUCCUUCUUGUUGAGGUAGACCUCGGUAUCAAAUCCCAGGUCUCAGACGCCUUGAAGGUGCUACUGGACCCGACUCCGUCCGGCCAGGCUCAGGAGAACUUCGCCGCUAAGGCCAAUGGCGAGUUCGCGAACAGACCCCGUCCCCAGCAGCAGCCCAUCGAUGCCCAGCAAGAAUUGUUCCUCAAUUACUUCUACGAACAGUCCGCUCCGCGUCUGUUCAAGCCUCUUCUGGACCUGGAGGGUCGGACCGACCACAACUUCUCCCCUGUCGAGGACGGCAUUUUCAGCUAUCUAAACGAUAUACUAUGCUUUUACGUCCGGCAACACCACCACCGCAGCAAAUACUUUGUACUGACACAGAACCUGGUCUUGCGGUUCGCACAGCUGCUUGACUGUCAGCAGAAGCAUCUCCAACUUGUCGCCAUACGGUUCUUCCGUCAACUCGUCUUCCUCCAGGACGACUUCUAUUCCCGUCACAUUGCGGAGAAGCGGGUACUGGGCCCCAUUCUGGAUGUUCUGAUAAAGACACUGCCGCGCGACAAUUUGCUUUGCUCAGCAUGCCUCGACUUGUUCGAGCUCAUUAAGAAGGAGAAUAUUAAGGAACUCACGAUGCAUCUGGUCGACAACUACCGCGAGAAGAUGGAAAGAUUGGACUAUCUGGAGACGUUCCAGAGCUUGCUGCUCCGCGGCGACGUGCCCCAAGGCUAUGGAAACUCGAUGGACUCGUACUUUAAUGAAGGCGAGGAGGACACAUCCAAUGGCAGGCCAUCCAAUGUUGGAGUCAGAGGCCACAUGGAGCAUCUCGCAAUGGACCCGGAAGAGGAGGCCUACUGGAACACUUCGGAUGACGAAGACGAUGCCGACGUGAAGAAAGCAGGGCAAGCCACCGUUCCGAAUGGAGGAGAGCUGGCAUCAAAACCGCUGGUGGACUAUGCGUCGGACGAGGAUGCCGACGAGAACGGAGACUUGGAAAUGCCACCUGCCGAGACCCAGCCUGGCGCCGAUCAUGCCGAGGACGACUCUCUUAGCGACACCAGCACGACGUCCGUCUCGCCGCCCGAGCGCCUGUCGGAGAAACGACGGCGCGAGGAGGACGAGGAUGACGAGCUAGGCAAGUUGAUGCAGAACAAGCGCCGGCACAGCGGCUCCUCCGGCAUCAGCGCCAACAUGUCGGCCUUUCGAAAGAAGAAGGGCGGUGCCGCUGGGGGUGGAUCACCAGGUUCGGGGGGCGGAGGGCCGAAGAAGAUCUCCAUCAGCAUCUCCCCCGCGUUGAAAUCGUCAACGACGGGGCAACAGGAGGAAGAGGCAUCUUGA
Molecule: messenger RNA, 3096 nt
Organism: Thyridium curvatum
Lineage: Eukaryota; Fungi; Ascomycota; Sordariomycetes; Thyridiales; Thyridiaceae
Exons: 6
Coding region: 1-3096 (1031 amino acids)
Biological process (GO): protein dephosphorylation; DNA damage response
Cellular component (GO): nucleoplasm; protein phosphatase 4 complex
Molecular function (GO): protein phosphatase activator activity
Source: RefSeq, a predicted model, not a curated record